AUGGGCAAAUCCCACAAACCCUCCGGCGCCGCCAACCUAGCCUCCUGCCUCAUCGCCGCCGUUUUCCUCAUAGCCCUCCUAGUCGCCGCCGCCGCCGUCUACUUCACCGUCUUCAAGCCCAGGUCCCCGCGGAUCUCCGUCAACGCCGUCCAGGUCCCGGCCUUCUCCGCCGCCAACUCCACCGCCACAUUCAACUUCUCCCAGUACAUCACCGUCCGCAACCCCAACCGCGUCGCCCUCGCCCACUACGGCAGCGCCCUCCACCUCCUCCGCGGCGGCGCCCAGGUGGGGCUCCUCUUCGUACCCGCCGGAAGUAUCGCCCCCCACGGGGCGAUUUACAUCGCCGCCACGUUUUCCGUCCGGUCUCUGCCGAUGAUGGCGGGUUCGGGCCGGCCCGAGAGCGUGGCCCCGGAUGGGUUGGGCGGGUUCGGGUCGUCCGGGCCGAGCAUCGAGCUGGAGACCCGACUGGAGAUGGCGGGUCGGGUGCGUUUCCUGCAUUUUUUCGCGCACCACGUGGAGUCGAAGGUUGAGUGUACGGUGGAGAUUGGUGCUAGCGAUGGAUCUGUUUUGGGCCUCCAUUGUUAUAAGUAA
Messenger RNA from Striga hermonthica, 591 nucleotides. The record is from the annotation of a GenBank genome assembly. NCBI's taxonomy places the organism in Eukaryota, Viridiplantae, Streptophyta, Magnoliopsida, Lamiales, Orobanchaceae.